AUGCAGACCGUUAAAUGCGUUGUCGUCGGAGACGGAGGAGUGGGUAAGACCUGUCUGCUCACCAGCUACACCACCAAUGCCUUUCCGGGAGAGGAAAUCCCCUCGGUGUUCGACCACUACUCUUCCAGUGUUAUGGUGGAUGGGAAGCCGGUGACCCUGGCUCUCUGGGAUACGGCAGGACAAGCAGUCUAUGACAAACUUCGCCCACUUUCUUACUCACAGACGGUACAAAAAAAAGAUCACAAUGCUGUGUUAAAAUUAGGUUCUGACUGCUUUGUUUCUUUGUCUUACCAGGACAUUUUUCUUAUCUGCUUUUCGCUUGUGUGUUGUACCUCGUAUGAAAAUGUCCGUCAUAAGUGGCACCCUGAGGUGAGACAUCAUUGUCCCACCACUCCCAUAAUCCUUGUGGGCACUAAACUGGAUCUGAGGGCUGAGAAGGAAACCCUGGAGGUGCUAAAGGAAAAGAAACUCUCCCCAAUUUCCUAUCUUCAAGGACUGGCUAUGGCCAAAGAGAUUGGUUCUGUAAAGUACCUGGAGUGUUCAGCCCUGACUCAGCGUGGCCUUAAAACUGUGUUUGAUGAGGCCAUCCGGGCCGUCCUGUGCCCUCCACCUGUCAAAAAGAAGGGGAAGAGAUGCUCUCUUCUCUAA
Pelmatolapia mariae (spotted tilapia) is the source of this 648-nucleotide messenger RNA. Its product is annotated as ras-related C3 botulinum toxin substrate 1-like. Gene Ontology annotation, molecular function: protein kinase binding; GTP binding; GTPase activity. Gene Ontology annotation, biological process: regulation of cell shape; cortical cytoskeleton organization; engulfment of apoptotic cell. Lineage: Eukaryota; Metazoa; Chordata; Actinopteri; Cichliformes; Cichlidae. The record is from RefSeq and is a predicted model, not a curated record. The coding region runs from base 1 to 648 and encodes 215 amino acids. The transcript has 6 exons. Gene Ontology annotation, cellular component: cell projection; cytoplasmic vesicle; cytoskeleton.